AUGAAGGACUCGGAGCUGUUUGUGGAGGAUGCAAUCGGCGACUGGGCCUGCAAGCACACGGUUUUGGACAGAAUGGAAUUCAAGUAUGUCAUCCUCAGGCCGGAAAUGGUGCUCAUGUGGCGCGAUGAGCGCGCAAGGCAGCGACAGGCAUCGAUCCUAAAGGAAGGACAUGGUGAAAAGUUCAUGCAAGAGCUGAUCCACGCAGAGCACGUACAGCUCACCAUGAAAGACUUCCACGUCAAGUUCAGGCUUUAUGAUAGAACAAUCCAAGGAAACCUUCCACGGGAUUUCAAUGCUCCUGACAAGGUGAAGACAAAUCUUGCAGGACUGCUCACCACGAUGCCGAGCGGAGGACCAUGGCCCUUCUCAGUGAGGAUGUGCCUGGCGAUCUUCGAUGUCAUCUUGCCUGACAUUAGACUUGCGGUCAUGGUCUCGUAUCAGUCGAACAGCCUGGUACAGAGGCUAUCGUCGGUGUCGAGGGCCAAGCGCCGCCAGCUCUACCGCGAAGCUUCGUCUCCAGGAAUGGCGCCGCUGCACAGUGGUGUGCGCCAGGAAGGAAAUAAUGACAAGUUCCUUGACACUUGCCUUAUUGACAGCUUGCGUGGUCUUGGUUACAAGAUUCCUUACUCCCGCGAUGGACCGUUCUGGGCCAAAGCCGAUGGGGAUCGGUUUCUGGCGCCAUAUGGGCCGCUAAGCUGCAUACGGAUAGUGGACUAUAACAGAAGCCACCGAGACGCACUGAAGCGUUGCGUGGUUGCUGUCCCCAUCCACGCAUUGAACUCCCACGGCAGCUUCGUGGUUUGCUUCCGCGAGCAUUUUGUAGCUGUUCGCAGAAAUGAAGAAGGUCUUUGGGUAAACCAGACGCACAGAACGCAUGAAUGCAAGCCGCUGAGUUUACGUACUCGGCGUGGCACAGCACUGGCGUGGUCGCAAGAGCAGAAUCACUUAACCUUCUGGAAGUGGACGGCGUCUUCCGGAUUGAAGCAGAAGGCAUUGGACGAGAGCGCGAAUGUCUAUACCCACGAUGUCAAAGCAUCCGACAAACCGCUGAACGCAGCUGGAGAUGAACUGCAACACGGGUCCGUGAGUCUUGAUGCCGAUCAGGCGGGCUUCAGUGUGAGUGAAGGCGUCGAUUCAGAGCUGGUACCGCUUGAAGAUGAUUGCACGAAGGAUGUCACAGGAGGGGCAACGUUCCUGCAAACUUGCUGGGCUACAUGUCACGGCUUCAUCGUGCAAGAAGAUGGUGAGCGGCGACAGUCUGCCUCGCGCUAG
Messenger RNA from Symbiodinium sp. CCMP2592, 1272 nucleotides. Lineage: Eukaryota; Dinophyceae; Suessiales; Symbiodiniaceae. The record is from the annotation of a GenBank genome assembly.